This is a messenger RNA of Artibeus jamaicensis (Jamaican fruit-eating bat), 3796 nucleotides long. RefSeq names its product phosphoribosylglycinamide formyltransferase, phosphoribosylglycinamide synthetase, phosphoribosylaminoimidazole synthetase (gene GART). Lineage: Eukaryota; Metazoa; Chordata; Mammalia; Chiroptera; Phyllostomidae. Gene Ontology annotation, cellular component: cytosol. The record is from RefSeq and is a predicted model, not a curated record. Bases 140 to 3172 code for a protein of 1010 amino acids. Gene Ontology annotation, biological process: 'de novo' IMP biosynthetic process; adenine biosynthetic process. Gene Ontology annotation, molecular function: ATP binding; phosphoribosylamine-glycine ligase activity; phosphoribosylglycinamide formyltransferase activity. The transcript is spliced from 22 exons.
GACGCGGCGACGGAGGAGGAGCCCAGGAGGAACUAGGCCGUCGCCGGCGCACGACCAGGCCGACCGCAGCGAAAGGGAAGGGGACGAGCAAACGGUGGGGAAAGUUUCCAUUUUCCUUGGAUUCCUGUUUGUGGGCAGCAUGGCAGCGCGAGUCCUUGUGAUUGGCAGUGGAGGGAGAGAGCACACGCUGGCCUGGAAACUGGCACAGUCUAAUCACGUCAAACAAGUGUUGGUUGCACCGGGAAAUGCAGGAACUGCCUGCUCCAAAAAGAUUUCAAAUGCUGCCAUCUCCAUCAGCGACCACGGUGCCCUGGCCAAGUUCUGCAAAGAUGAGAAAAUUGAAUUUGUGGUUGUUGGACCAGAAGCACCUCUGGCCGCCGGAAUCGUUGGGAACCUGACAUCGGCGGGAGUGCGCUGCUUCGGCCCCACAGCAGAAGCAGCACAGUUAGAGUCCAGCAAAAGGUUUGCCAAAGAGUUUAUGGACCGGCACGGAGUCCCGACUGCACGGUGGAGGGCCUUCACCGAGCCCGAAGAGGCCUGCAGCUUCAUCCGGAGUGCGGACUUCCCGGCCUUGGUGGUGAAGGCCAGCGGCCUCGCAGCUGGGAAGGGGGUGAUCAUCGCCUCGAGCAGGGAAGAGGCCUGCGGAGCAGUCCGGCAGGUCAUGCAGGAUAAAACCUUUGGAGCAGCUGGAGAAACCGUUGUCAUUGAAGAACUUCUCGAAGGAGAAGAGGUGUCUUGUCUCUGCUUCACUGACGGGAGGACGGUGGCUCCCAUGCCCCCCGCACAGGACCACAAGCGACUGCUGGAAGGGGACCGAGGCCCCAACACAGGGGGGAUGGGCGCCUAUUGUCCGGUGCCUCAGGUUUCUAAGGAUUUGUUGCUAAAAAUUAAAAAUGCCAUUCUUCAGAGGACAGUGGACGGCAUGCAGCAGGAGGGCGUGCCGUACGCAGGUGUCCUCUAUGCUGGUAUAAUGCUGACCAAGGAUGGCCCAAAGGUUCUGGAGUUUAAUUGCCGUUUCGGUGAUCCAGAGUGCCAAGUGAUCCUCCCGCUUCUGAAAAGCGAUCUUUACGAAGUGAUUCAGUCUACCCUAGACGGGCUGCUCUGCGCCUCUCUGCCUGUUUGGCUUGAAAACCGUGCGGCUCUAACUGUUGUCAUGGCAAGUCAGGGUUAUCCAGGAGACUACGCCAAGGGCAUGGAGAUAACAGGGUUUGCCGAGGCCCAGGCUUUGGGGCUGGAGGUGUUCCACGCAGGCACCGCCCUAAAAGACGGCAAGGUGGUAACUAACGGAGGGAGAGUCCUUGCAGUGACUGCCAUCCGGGAAAACCUCAUCUGGGCCCUUGAAGAAGCCAGAAGAGGACUGGCUGCUCUCAAGUUCGAGGGUGCUGUCUACAGGAAGGACAUAGGCCACGGAGCCAUAGCGUUCCUCCAGCAGCCCAGGGGCCUGACUUACAAGGAGUCUGGGGUAGAUAUUGCAGCUGGAAAUAUGCUGGUCAAGAAAAUUAAACCUCUAGCCAAAGCCACCUCCAGACCAGGCUGUGAUGUUGAUCUUGGAGGUUUCGCUGGUCUUUGUGAUUUGCGAGCAGCCGGUUUCAAAGAUCCUCUGCUGGCCUGUGGGACAGAUGGCGUUGGCACAAAACUGAAGAUUGCCCAGCAGUGCAACAGACAUGAUACCAUCGGCCAGGACUUGGUUGCUAUGUGCGUAAAUGACAUUCUGGCACAAGGAGCAGAGCCCCUCUUCUUCCUCGAUUAUUUUUCCUGCGGGAAACUGGACCUCGGCACCGCGGAAGCUGUUGUGGCUGGAAUUGCUAAAGCGUGUGUGCAAGCCGGGUGUGCGCUCCUCGGGGGUGAGACGGCAGAAAUGCCGGACAUGUACCCUCCCGGGGAAUACGACCUGGCCGGUUUUGCCGUCGGCGCCAUGGAGCGGGACCAGCAGCUCCCCCGCCUGGAGAGGAUCGCAGAAGGGGAUGUUGUCGUUGGGGUGGCUUCAUCCGGUCUUCACAGCAACGGGUUUAGCCUCGUGAGGAAAGUCGUGGCGAAGUCUUCCCUUCGGUACUCCUCUCGGGCGCCUGACGGCUGUGGCAACCAGACCUUAGGGGACUGGCUUCUAACUCCAACCAAAAUCUACAGCCAGUCACUGUUGCCCGUGUUACGCUCAGGACAGGUCAAGGCCGUUGCCCACAUUACUGGUGGGGGAUUGCUGGAAAACAUCCCCCGAGUCCUCCCACAGAAACUUGGGGUCGACUUAGAUGCCCGCACCUGGAGGAUCCCCGCAGUCUUCUCGUGGUUGCAGCAGCAGGGACACCUCUCUGAGGAAGAGAUGGCCAGGACGUUUAACUGCGGGGUUGGCGCUGCCCUCGUGGUACCAGCGGACCUGGCAGCGCAGGUUCUGAGGGACAUCCAGCAGCGCCAGGAGGAAGCCUGGGUGAUUGGCAGGGUGGUGGCCUGCCCUGAAGGCCGUCCCCGUGUGAGGGUCAGGCACCUGAUGGAAGCCGUGCACGUGGACAGAUCGGUGCUGAAGAACGGUACAGCGAACAGUCCCUUCCCUGCCCAACCGAAACGGGCCAGAGUGGCUGUCCUAAUUUCUGGAACAGGAUCGAACCUCCAGGCUCUCAUAGACAGCACCCAGGAGCCAGGCAGCGCCGCCCGCAUCGUGGUGGUCAUCUCCAACAAAGCCGGCGUGGCCGGCCUGGACAGGGCGGCGAGAGCGGGCAUUCCCAGCAGAGUAAUCAAUCAUAAGUUGUAUAAAAGUCGUGUAGAAUUUGACACUGCAGUUGACCAAGUCCUUGAAGAGUUCUGUGCGGACUUGGUCUGCCUUGCAGGAUUCAUGAGGAUUUUAUCUGGCCCCUUUGUCAGAAAGUGGAACGGGAAAAUGCUCAAUAUCCACCCGUCCUUGCUCCCUUCUUUCCGGGGUUCAAAUGCCCACGAGCAAGCCCUGAGCGCCGGUGUCACAGUAACGGGGUGCACCGUGCACUUUGUGGCUGAAGAAGUGGAUGCUGGACAGAUCAUCUUGCAGGAAGCUGUUCCGGUGAAGAGGGGCGACACUGUUGCCAGUCUGUCUGAAAGAGUGAAGCUAGCAGAACACAGAAUCUUUCCCGCAGCCCUGCAGCUGGUGGCCAGUGGGACUGUCCAGCUUGGAGAGGACGGCAAGCUCUGUUAUGUCCAGGAGGACUGAGCUUCCCGACUCGGGAGGGAAGUCUGGCUGCUCGCACAGUGGCUUCCAACCACAUGCUCAGCUCAGAGGGAAGACUGCUAGAAGCAGAGAACCCCUCGCUACCCUCUGGCCAUUUUUUAGCGAACAAACUCAUCACAAGCAGGACCCGUGCGGCACACCCCAUGCGUGUGCGUGUUGGUACGCACUGUUGCCUGCUGUCUCUCUGGUUUUACCUGCGUACGACCUUCUCGUUCAGAACUACGCUAGUUGUUCAGGAUGCCUUUCACUUUUAGCCAAACAAGAUACCAAAGCUCUUCGUCUUUUUCACCCUCUUUUUCUGACCAAUGUCACCUCUGGUCCCAGUAGGUUUCCUCGGGCCGGACAGUUGGCCGACCACAGUGUUCCCUCAGGUUGGCUGGUCAGCAGCUGCCACCAGGUCAAGGGGAGAUUCGGGUCACCGACUCACAGAGGUCCCGUUGCUGUAAAAACAGUGUUUCGUUGGUUCUGGAGACUUUACUCGACAUUAUUUAGCACCUAGUUUUAUUUUUUUACAUAUGCUAACACUGUCCUGUGAAGUAGAUUAGAGAGUUAAAAUAUCUAAAGAAAAAUGUUGGUUUUUUAAAAUUUAUUUUUAUUGUUGUUCAA